AAUAGAAUACAAAACAAUGUUCCGGCUCUUGGUCGUAACUUUAUGUCAGCGCCUCAUCUUUCCAUCCAUUUAUUUUCUAUACCACUUAUCCUAAACGGAAUUAUUUCCAUACAAAUAAAUUAUGUGAAUUAAAAUACGGAUAAUGAUAAUUGCGGUCUGCUAAAGUUACAUGGGUGUUUUUUUAUGCAAAGUGUACCAGGAAGUAAGGCAGCUGGCAACAACAACAACAUUGGCGGAGAAGUGGCCCAUCCCAACACAAGAGCUUUAUGACUGAGUGCUUCUAUAGGGUAAGUGAGCAUGGACACCCUAUCCAGUCACAGCUCCUACCUGCUGCAGCAGCUCCAGGAGCAAAGGAUUCAGGGAAUGCUCUGUGACUGCAUGCUGGUGGUCAAAGGAGUCUGCUUCAAAGCCCACAAAAAUGUCCUGGCUGCUUUUAGCUCCUACUUCAGGUCUUUAUUCCAGAAUUCCCCAAGUCAGAAAAACGAAGUGUUUAACUUAGUUAUCCAGGAUGUCGGUGGCAUUGGACAAAUACUGGACUACAUGUACACCUCCCAUCUUGACGUCAAUCAAGAUAAUGUGCAAGCACUCCUUGAUAUUGCUCAGUGUUUGCAAGUCCCGAAUGUCCAAAGCAUGUGUAAUACUUUCCUCAAGCCUUGCCCCCCACCACCUGUGGAAAUCCCAUCAUUUUCUCUGCCAAGCAUGCUGACUUCCGAGCAUGAUUGCCUCCUGGGAAGCAGCCUUCCUAAUGAUGUUGACCUCCACUGUCCGUCUGAAGUGCCUAGGCCCGGCUUCAUGGAGCAAGCCAAAAGAAUGGCAGUUUCCGUGCCUAACAGCAACUCAAGCUGUGACUCAACAACCAGCACCCAGGCGCCUGUAGAAAAGCAGUUAGUCCAUGGUUAUAAGCUCCGUAAUUUCUACAGUAAGCAAUACUUCAAACAAAUCCAGGCCUCAAAUCAGGGCCCGGGUCCUUCGGUUGUGGUGGAGGAGUCACAGUGUCAACUCGGGGUCCCUCAUGGUGGAAAUCACUCACCCGUGUGCACAGGAAACACAGUUCAGCCCAACGCUUCAUGCACGUCUUUGUCAGGUGACAAGAACCACGUUUCUGCACUGACACCUUCUGAUAGUUUAAACACUCCCAGCUCAGACCAUGCAGACUCCAUGCUCACUAAGCCAGUGCGUCCAAAGAAGACCGUGUACCUUAAGAAAUACAACUACCUACGCUCUCAGAAGGCUUUAGAGGAAAUGUUUGCAGAUUCGGUCACUGAGCCCAUCCAUAACUGCCCCAAAGAUACUCACCAAGAACAUCCUGUGGUCCAAAUUGCGGCUCCGGAAACACAUGAUAAUCUUGUCACUGUAAGGGAAGAUACAACAAAGACGCCAUCAGAUGUUGAAAUUCCCGGACCGCCACCUGUAAACCAAGAGGAGCAAGGUCUUCAGACUGUGUCGGAACCACCACAGCAACCGGGACACAAAUAUUGCUGCGAUGUAUGUGGGAAAAUCUUCAAACACCCAAGCAACUUAGAAAUGCACAAACGAUCACAUACAGGUGAGAAGCCAUUUGAGUGUAAUAUUUGCGGCAGGAACUUCUCACAGGCUGGAAAUUUACAGACGCAUUUACGACGACAUUCUGGAGAGAAACCUUAUAUCUGUGAGUUAUGUGGCAAAAGCUUCACUGCAUCUGGUGAUGUCCACCGUCACAAAGUAGUGCACACAGGAGAAAAGCCACAUUUGUGUGAUAUUUGUGGUCGAGGAUUUAACAACUUGAGUAAUCUCAAGGAACACAAAAGGACACACGCCACAGACAAGAUGUUCACCUGUGACCAGUGUGGAAAAUCCUUCAACACACACAGGAAACUUCUGAAGCACAAAGCCUGCCAUGCUGGCGAGAAACCACACAGUUGUGCAACAUGUGGGAAGUGUUUCAUUGGAUCAGGAGAUCUGCAGCGUCACAUCCGCUCCCACACUGGAGAAAAGCCUUACCUCUGCGCCACCUGUGGAAAAAGCUUCACCCGUUCAGCCAUGUUGAGGAAACACAGCAACAUGCACUGCAAAGGUGCACCAGCUGAUGGCGACGUCACAAUCAUCUCCGACCAGACUCGUACUGCGGAUGUAGACUCCUCACUGACUAAAAAUGUCACUACAAGUGAGCAACCAUUUCCUGCAUUGAUGCCUCACACAGGACCCGAGAAACCGUCACCGCCUAGUCCUCCACCUCUGGACAUCCAGCUCAGCCCAGCAUCUACUCCAACCUCACUUCCAGAACUGCGCUCCCUCGUUCCUCAUCAUCUCCUCUCAUCCUCCCACCAGGAGAGGAGCACAGCAUUGCCUGGCUCCGAUCAUAUGAAGCUGCCCAAAGCACAACUAUCUCAAGAGAUCGUGUACGGGCCCUAUGCGGAACACGGACCUCUGGGAGGUGAGACGGGACGAGUUCUGGUAGCCAAGCCCUCCUACCUACCUCUUCAAGACAGUCCCUGUGCCUCUUUGACAGGGGCUAUUCGGUCCAACAGUGGAUCGUACAGAUCCAGUGAAGGCAACUUUACUUCCAGUGUAACUCUGUGGGGCCUUGCAAUGAAAACUUUGCAGAAUGAUAAUGACAUGGAGCAAUAACAGUUUAGCGUUUUAGGAGGUUUCAGGUGCAACAGGAUGUACCCAUCUAUUAUGUGAACAUUGUCUGCAGGUUUCUCCAGAGGGCUGCUGCACACAGUAUAAAGUUAGCUGUUGUAAACAUCGUAGAGGGGCACACCCUACUGGACAAACUCUUUAAUAGCAUCAUUUAGACCACCCCUUGCAUGUUUUACUGGAUCAUCAUCUACACUGCAGGUUUUCUUUUCCAACCAUUUUGUCCAGCAGCUGAUUUAAUUGAUCAGCAUCUUCCCUCAAAUUGAAGGUUUUGAUCAUUAAAUGAUCAUGAUACAAAUCGUCUGAGAAAAAUCAAAUAAAAUCAUGUUUUGUUUUUUUUUAUUUAAGGUCAUAUUGACACAAAAUAAAUACAUAUGAGGCUCAAUCAGGUAACAAUAUUAACACCUCAGUAUGUUGGAGUGUUGCAGAAAAAUUAAUACCAGAAUGCACGUAAAUUAAUCUGCUUUUUUUGUGAUUAUAAUGGUAAAGUAUUGUUAUUGAACUCACCACAAAGAAUGGCAAAUAAA
Doryrhamphus excisus (bluestripe pipefish) is the source of this 3146-nucleotide messenger RNA. RefSeq names its product zinc finger and BTB domain containing 49 (gene zbtb49). The record is from RefSeq and is a predicted model, not a curated record. NCBI's taxonomy places the organism in Eukaryota, Metazoa, Chordata, Actinopteri, Syngnathiformes, Syngnathidae. Gene Ontology annotation, molecular function: RNA polymerase II cis-regulatory region sequence-specific DNA binding; protein binding; DNA-binding transcription factor activity, RNA polymerase II-specific. Gene Ontology annotation, biological process: regulation of transcription by RNA polymerase II.